Molecule: messenger RNA, 1035 nt
Organism: Fusarium fujikuroi IMI 58289
Lineage: Eukaryota; Fungi; Ascomycota; Sordariomycetes; Hypocreales; Nectriaceae
Exons: 1
Coding region: 1-1035 (344 amino acids)
Source: RefSeq, a predicted model, not a curated record
AUGCCGCGCAUGAACCUCGGCCUCCCUUACAACCACUGCAGCCACUCUCCCUGCCCACUUGGCUUCCAAAGCUCCAACCUUCUCCGCUGCGGAGCUUGCCAGACCGUCAAGUACUGCGGCAAACUGCACCAAAAGACAGACCGGCCAAGGCACAAGGUCCAAUGCGUUCCUAUCAAGCAGACUAAGGACAAACUCACUGAACAAGAGGCCAAGCUACGUGCCAAUCCCGGCGAUGACACCGAUGGCAACCCUUUCGAUAAUGUCGCGGGCCUUUUCUGGUUCUUCAAGAGUACUCGUCCCUACAUGCAGGCCCGCCACGACUAUGUCACAGCUAUUCUCAAUGUCCGCACCGGAGAAGCCGUCGAGAUUGCCCUCCGAGAAUCUCUUGACAUGCUGCGUCUCUGCCGAGGCGACAACCUCGGCGUCCGCUCGCAAGUUCCUGGGCUGUAUCUCCGACUUGGGAGGGAUCAAGAAGCCUACGAUUUUAUCAAGUGGUAUGCAGUAAAAGGUGGCUCCAACUAUGACUGGCGCGACAUGAGCUUGCCGUUCCUUGAUCUUCAGGGAGAAGAUGCAUUCGAGGCUGUUAUUGAGAAACCUUUAUAUUACGACGUUUCCUUCAAAAUGGCCCUGACGCUCAUAAAGAUUCGUCUACUGAAGGAUCUAGAGUCGAUGCAGGGGUUUUUACAGAGAAAACCCUAUGCGACUGGGGAAGAGAGAUAUGAAUAUUUGCAGGAGGAGGCUAUGAGCGAUGUCCUUCAACAGCGGGCGGAUAUCGUCUCGAAAGACGACUAUAAGGACUUGAUUGCUGAGCUUAAACGCCAGGUACUGCAGUUGUACAAGAUGGUCAAGGAGGACAACAAACACAUCUGGCCGGGCAUUGAGAACCCGAACCUGUAUGCAUACGAUGUGCCGGCCUCUUAUUCUCCCGGGUCGCGGGAGGAGGCAGUGCUUAUCUUUCGCCAGUCGUGGUACUCUUGGUCAGAGACGGAGCCGGCGAUACGGCAUAUCAGGGGGGUUAUCAACGAUGGUAAGUAA